AAUAUUCUUCGUUGUUGAACAUCUCUCACGUUUCUGCGCUAUAUCUCAGCGACUCCUUCACGCAAUCUUCACCGUCGACCCAACCCCGGAUGAAUUCCAUCAAAUUCUGCUUUUAGUAAACCCUAAUCUUCCAUGUUUUAUACUCGAUUUUUCAUUUCGCUCUUCAUGUAUCGAAUUUAGUUCAUUUUUCUUUUUCUUUUCAAUUAUUUGCGAUCCGGAUUCUAUCGUUGCUGCCCUUGUUUUUUUAAAUCCUUUGUUUCCUUUAUUUUUGUUUUUUCCUUUGACGAAUUGUUUGAUUCCCUUGGUAAUUUGCCUUUCACUUUGUUGGCUUGAUGAUUUGUCGAUCUGGGUUAGGGUUUGUUGUGGAUAUGGGGAUCUGAUUAUGUGGAUAUAUUUUGGGUUUUUGUUACUUUUGAUUUCCGAUCCUGUGUAAUUUUUCAUUGGGAUAGGAAUCCGAUCCUGUGCAAUUUUUCAUCGGGAUAGGAAUUAAACUGGUAUAUGAUUAAAAUUUAAGGUAUCAGAAUGAAAAUCUAUAUUGGUUAAUUUUCCUUAUGCUGCCCUAAAUUCAGCCUUGUCUUAGUUUCACUUAUCAUAUUGGCAGGAAGUAUAGAGGCUUUGAACUUGGGUCUUUUUUAUGAAACAUUUGCCAUUUUGCUGCAUUGUGUAGGUGGCAUCGCAUUUGUACACAAUUCUAGAUUCUAAUCGAGUAAGAUAAAUUUUGUUUCUCCUUGUUUGCUUUUGUUUUCAUGCAUUUUAAUGGAAAGGGGGGUUUAAGGGUUACAUAAAGGGAUAAUCAGAUGGUUGAUGUUAUAGUAGUCGCCUCCUUUAUUUUAACGUUGUCAGAACUCUCAUAGUGGAUGUUGUUGCUCUUGCAUAUCUGACCAUUUUUCUUCCCCUGAUGGACUGGGGAUGUUAAGGAGGGUUGUCUUUUCGAGUCCGAAGGAUGUUGGUAACAUAUGAACUUUUCUUUGUAGGAGAUUUUAUCGGUUUGCGUGCAGCCUUAAUUUUUAUGGGAUGAAAGUUGUUUUUUGUUUUGCACGUUUCCUUCUUCCAUUAUUGCUGACUUUUGGGUUGUUAUUGUGAACAGUUCGUUGGUAGGGGUUGGUAUUUGAAAUAAUUAAGUCUUAAGAUUUGUGUGAAAUGUAUUUGUUUGUUUGAUUUGAAUUUUCGAAUUUAGCCCUUGAUAUUAUUUUUUAAAUGGGCAUCCUUGUAAUGGAAUAACACAAUGGUUGUUGAAAUAAUUUAUUAUUGUUUUUUUAUUUUUUUUCCUUUCAAAAUUAAGAUCUCGUAUUUAUAACCAUCAAAUUUCUUUUACGCGGCCUAAAUGCAGGUCAAGGACUUGUACAGACCUUGGCGUCUUGGAGAAGUUGCUAAUAAUUUUAGUCAAGGGUGUAUUCCACCAAUUACUACUACAGUUACAGUUCUUUGCUUUGAAUUUGUAGACCUGUGAUUUUGCUUUAAUAAAGCCAGAGUAAGCAUUCUGUAGAUUUGAAUUGGUAGCACAAAUAGAGAUUGAGAAGCCUCCUGUAGGAAAUAUAUAAGAGCUGCUUCUCUUGUGACUUACCUAGUGUUCAAGAUGGCUGGUGUGAAACGAAGGAUUCAUAAUGAUUCAGAUAUCCUUGCUUUGCAUAAAGAAUUGGAUGAAGUCUCCUGCCCUAUCUGCAUGGAUCAUCCUCAUAAUGCUGUUCUUCUACUUUGCAGCUCUCACCACAAGGGUUGCAAACCUUAUAUUUGUGACACAAGCCAUAGGCAUUCAAAUUGUUUUGAUCAAUUCAAAAAAUUAAGAGAAGAAACUAGGAAGAGUCCACGCUUAUCAAGUCCUUUACCUAUUAAUCCAUAUAGUUUUAGUAAUCCUUCUACAAACAACUUGGGUCUGAGCAUUGAUUUGAAUGAAGUUGAUGAUAAUCAAAAUAUAAAUGAAAGGAAUACUGUCGCUUCUGCUGGAUUACCUGGUUUAGCUCUAGGGGAUAAUGGAACUGAAAAUUCUAACAGAACUGUAGACACAAACGAGGCUGGAGAUAUGGACACUGCUGGUUCUGGGUCCAUAACUGAAAGGGUUGAUCAAGAAGGUUUGGAUGCUGGGAACUCAUCUGAGUACUCGAACUUGAAGUGCCCUAUGUGCCGAGGUGCUGUGCUAGGUUUGGAAGUUAUAGAAGAAGCAAGAGAGUAUCUUAAUCUAAAAAAACGAAGUUGCUCCCGUGAAACUUGCUCAUUCUCUGGCAACUACCAAGAGCUACGCAGGCAUGCUAGAAGAGUUCACCCAACUUCACGGCCUGCUGUCAUUGACCCAUCUAGAGAACGAGCAUGGCGACGCUUGGAGAGACAGAGAGAAGUUGGUGAUGUUGUUAGUGCCAUUCGCUCAGCCAUGCCUGGUGCCCUUGUGGUUGGAGACUAUGUUAUUGAAAAUGGAGAUGGGAUGGUGGCGGGUGAAAGAGACAAUGGCACAGGUGAUGUCAAUGGGCCAUUGCUGACCAGUUUCUUUCUGUUUCAUAUGUUCGGAUCGGUUGAGGGUGCUCGAGAGCCAAGGCCACGCUCAAGGUCUUGGGUGAGGCAUCGACGUUCUGGAGGAGGAACACCUGUAUCAGAGCGACGGUUCCUUUGGGGUGAAAACCUUUUGGGAUUACAAGAAGAUACAGACGAAGAUUUCCGCAUAUAUAUCGGAAUGGGUGAUGAUGGAUCACCACCUACAAGAAGGAGACGUGUAACAAGGCCUGGAUCUGAUGCAGAUCAACCAUGAGAGGAUUCAUCUUCUGUGGUAAACAUCUAUGCCCUUGAUGUGAGGGAGAUUUGUUCCAAAUGAUUGGAGUGCAUUACAUUUCAUGUCGUCUCAAUACCUAAAAAGGUUAAUUCUUAACCCCACAGGGCGGGCAUCCCGCACAGCACUAAUCCAUCUUGUGGGGUCGUCUGGAACAUCAAGAAGUGCGUGCUUGCGAAUUCUCAAGGGUUCAGUUAGCCAUCAUCUUGAUGCAAAAUAGAGAGCCAUAAUUUGGCUCACACAGGAAGCAAGAAGAGGGAAGACCCGAUGAGAUGAAUAAAUGUCAUCUUUUCGAAGUUCUCAGAUGGAAUCAUUGUCCUUUUGCUUUAUUUUAAGAUAUAUAUGAUUGUAAUUCUGUUCCUAAUCUAUGUAUAUAAUGGGAAGAUGAUUUCAUUUGUUUAAUUUGGUGUGAUGGUGCUUUAAUUAUAUGUUCUGUAAGCUUAAUAGGCUUAUAUUUAUUUGUCGCUACUGAAUAUUCUGAAUGUAUGUCCUUUUUUUUAUUAUUAUUCUUUCCGGUGAA
This is a messenger RNA of Cucumis sativus (cucumber), 3275 nucleotides long. RefSeq lists its product as uncharacterized. NCBI's taxonomy places the organism in Eukaryota, Viridiplantae, Streptophyta, Magnoliopsida, Cucurbitales, Cucurbitaceae. The record is from RefSeq and is a predicted model, not a curated record. The transcript has 2 exons. Bases 1577 to 2737 code for a protein of 386 amino acids.